This is a messenger RNA of Diuraphis noxia (Russian wheat aphid), 753 nucleotides long. RefSeq lists its product as uncharacterized. Gene Ontology annotation, molecular function: nucleic acid binding. The record is from RefSeq and is a predicted model, not a curated record. Lineage: Eukaryota; Metazoa; Arthropoda; Insecta; Hemiptera; Aphididae.
AUGUGUAUACUUCGGGRAAAAAACGACACCCGUCCUGUCGUUUAUUUGGACGAGACGUGGAUAAACCAAAAUCAUAGCAGAACACGCAUAUGGCAAAAUUACGAACACACCACAGGUUUAAAAGUACCCACUGGCAAAGGAGGUCGCCUUAUUAUUUGCCACGCAGGGUCUACAAAAUAUGGGUUUGUUAGCGAUUCCAAAUUAAUAUUUCGAGCUAACGUUAGAAGUCUUGAGAGUGACUAUCAUACCUCAAUGAAUGCCGAGGUAUUUAAAAAUUGGUUUAUUGAUAUGUUGAACCACCUCAAAGAGCCGUCAGUUAUUGUGAUUGACAAUGCUCCUUAUCACUCAAUGCUUAAAGAUAAUUUCCCCAAAAGUAAUAGUCAAAAAAUCGUUGUAGAAGAAUGGCUGAAAAAUAAAAAUAUUGAAUUUUCACCACAAGAACGGCUGUCUGAAUUAUGUGAGCGUGUAAAACAACUUAUUCCAAUAUAUAAACGCUACGAAUUGGACGAAAUUGCACUGGAAAAGGGUCAUGAAGUGAUAAGGUUACCUCCAUACCAUUGUCAAUAUAACCCAAUUGAGUUAAUUUGGGCACAGGUUAAAGGGGAGGUAGCUAUAAAAAAUAAUACUUUUAAGAUGGCAGAUGUACCGAUUACGUACGAUGUUCUUGUACUAAAUAUUUUUCCUCCAACUCGGUCAUUAAUGCAAAUAUUUUUUUUUUUGCUUCAAUUCUUCCCUUACUCGGAAAUUUUUUAG